CCCGGCGGCCGGGCAGGGCCCGCCCCGGCCCCGCCCUCCAGGACAUCCCGUCGGGAAACCGUCGAGCUGCAAGGCGGCGCGGCUGUGGCUCAGCCUGGACGCGACAGAUUAACUGUGUCCCUACCCAUCCCAGGAGGGGUGAAAAGGAUGAGACAGGCAAAUGCAUGUGAUGAAUAGUACAAGCUAAGCUCCUCCCUACACCUGCGCCCUGAGUGAGAGUGGCCAUAGUCAUCACUUUUCGAAGAAACCUUUAAUUGAGCGGUAGUCUGACUAACUUGAGCAAACAUCCCUGUUGGUGGUGACUGCUAACUUCCUGACUGCCACGUCUCCAACGCGGUCUCCAGGAGGAGGGAAAAAGGAACAAAGGCAAACCAGACUGCCAGGGGCCACGAGGCAAUACCAAGAUGAGGGCGUUGGAGUGACCUGGGUGAUUCUGAGUGAGUUUAUCAGGGAGGCCUUCCUGGAGGAGGCUGAGGCCCCAGGGUGUGGCCACCAUGACACAUCGAGCUAUUUCCGGGGCCGGGCUCAGCAUUCGGAGCUGACCCAGCCAGGGUCCCUGCUGUUUCCAGAGGAUGAGGCUCCUCCGCAGACGCCACCUGGCCGUGCGCCUGGCCUUGGUGGGCAGCGUCUUCAUGCUCUUCCUCCUCAUCCUGCAGAGGGAUGUCAGCAGCAGCGAGCAGGCCACAGAGAAACCAUGGCUGAAGUCCUUGGUGAGCCAGAAGGAUCACGUCCUGGACCUGAUGCUGGGCGCUGUGAACAACCUAAGGGAUUCGAUGCCCAAACUCCAGAUCAGGGCUCCAGAGGCCCAGCAGAUGCUGGUCUCCACAAACCAGUCCUGCCUCCCCGGGUUCUAUGCCCCAGCUGAGCUGAAGCCCUUCUGGGAACGGCCGCCACAGGAUCCCAACAGCCCUGGGGCAGACGGGAAAGCAUUUCAGAAGAAAGACUGGACACUCCUGGAAACCCAGGAAAAGGAAAAGGGCUAUAAGAAGCACUGCUUCAAUGCCUUUGCCAGUGACCGCAUCUCCCUGCAGAGGGCCUUGGGGCCGGAUACCCGACCCCCUGAGUGUGUUGACCAGAAGUUCCGGCGCUGCCCCCCACUGCCCACCACCAGCGUCAUCAUUGUGUUCCACAACGAGGCCUGGUCCACGCUGCUGCGAACGGUGUACAGCGUCCUGCACACCACCCCUGCCAUCCUGCUGAAGGAGAUCAUACUGGUGGAUGAUGCCAGCACAGACGAGUACUUGAAGGAGCCGCUGGAGUCGUUCGUGAAGCGGCUGCAGGUGGUGAAGGUGGUGCGGCAGGAGGAGCGCAAGGGGCUGAUCACCGCCCGGCUGCUGGGAGCCAGCGUGGCGCAGGCGGAGGUGCUCACCUUCCUGGACGCGCACUGUGAGUGCUUCCAUGGCUGGCUGGAGCCCCUCCUGGCUCGGAUUGCUGAGGACCAGACGGUGGUGGUGAGCCCAGACAUCGUCACCAUCGACCUGAACACUUUUGAGUUCUCCAAGCCCAACCGCAGGGGCAGAGCCCAUAGUCGUGGCAACUUUGACUGGAGCCUGACCUUCGGCUGGGAGUCUCUGCCUCCACAUGAGAAGCAGAGGCGGAAGGAUGAGACCUACCCCAUCAAAUCCCCGACGUUUGCUGGUGGCCUCUUCUCCAUCUCCAAGUCCUACUUUGAGCACAUCGGUACCUAUGAUAAUCAGAUGGAGAUCUGGGGAGGGGAGAACGUGGAAAUGUCCUUCCGGGUGUGGCAGUGUGGGGGCCAGCUGGAGAUCAUCCCCUGCUCUGUGGUUGGCCACGUGUUCCGCACCAAGAGCCCCCACACCUUCCCCAAGGGCACUGAUGUCAUUGCUCGCAACCAGGUGCGCCUGGCCGAGGUCUGGAUGGAUAGCUACAAGGAGAUUUUCUACCGGAGGAAUCUGCAGGCAGCAAAGAUGGCCCGAGAGAAAUCCUUCGGUGACAUUUCGGAACGACUGCAGCUGAGGCAACAACUACACUGUCGCAACUUUUCCUGGUACCUAAACAACAUCUACCCAGAGAUGUUUGUUCCUGACCUGAAGCCCACCUUCUAUGGAGCUAUCAGGAACCUCGGCGUGGACCAAUGCCUGGACGUGGGUGAGAACAACAAUGGGGGAAAACCCCUCAUCAUGUACACCUGCCAUGGCCUUGGCGGUAACCAGUACUUUGAGUACACAACCCAGAGAGACCUUCGCCACAACAUCGCAAAGCAGCUGUGUCUACACGCCAGUGCCGGCACGCUGGGCCUUAGGAGCUGCCACUUCACUGGCAAGAAUAGCCAGGUGCCCAAGGAUGAGGAAUGGGAAUUGACCCAGGACCAACUCAUCAGGAACUCAGGAUCUGGUACCUGCCUGAUAUCUGAGGACAAAAAGCCAGCCAUGGCCUCUUGCAACCCCAGUGAUCCCCGCCAACACUGGCUGUUCGUCUAGGCCCUGGAGCGGCCCCUGUGGGGGCUCCCUCAGGCCUCUCAAGAAACAGGAUUUGGGGAGCUGGAUGCUUGAGAACCUGAUCAUCAGCUUUCCUGUCGGCCUUAAAGAUGGAUUUCAAACCCAGUGGCUGUCAAGGCAGGACCUUCCUGUUCCUUACAACAACAUUGGGCCCAUUUCCUUUCCUCCACGUUAGUGGAAGAGACCAUUAGAACAUAUCCUAUGUGGCCUAGAGCUUUCCUUCUGUCUUAGAAACAGACUUCCAAAGCAGAGAAGGCAGCUGGGGUAGGGCCCAGGGAAGCAGUGCUGAAUUCAACAGAAGCACCUCUGUAGCCACACCCUGAAUCCCUAGUCAUCCAGUACACCCGCAGAAUCCAGUGAAAUAGUCUAUUCUGAACAGAGGGCUUAGAGGUCUAAGAGUCUCCCUUGGUAACAUGACCUGAAGCACCCUAACAGGAGUCCUUUAUCUGACUUCAUCUGCAUAGCAGUCCUGUGAGAGAGAUGGGAACUGCCAGGCCCAUUUUAUGGACAGGAAAACUGAGGCAGUGAGAAGUAAAGGAGCUUGUCUGUAUCCCAAAGCUAGUGGCUGGCUGGAGCCGAGACUGAGGCUCAAACUUGAACGCUAAGCCAGUGCUCCUGACACCACCCAAGAACACUAGGCAGCUAGCCAUCAGCCUCCCCAUUCUCUCUUCCCCACACAGUGAUCUUUUCUGGCUGUCUGGUUUCUGUAAAGCUUAGAACCAUGGAGCCAGGUAGCCAUGAGGGAGACCAAAUUUGGGGAUCCUGGGAUGUUCAGUUUGAAAGAAAGCUUAUGGAGCCAGUUAUCCUCAGGUUUGAGUCCCAGAACCUUUUUUCAGUGCUCCAUAUAUAAUGACAAAGUAGCCAAAGAUGAAAAUGAGAGUAGGUGAGGGCCAUGCCCAGCAGCCCCUGAACUUCCAAAGAUCUGCAAGCACAGUUUGAAAACCAUUGUUUUAGUCCAACCCUAUCACGUUCAUAUUAUGAAACCAAGGCCAGAUAAGUGAAGUAAUUUGCCCUCGGCCACACAACCAGGUUUUGGUAGCCCUGAGGCUAGGACCCAGAUAAGACUAGCAGGAGCCCUGGGAAGUCUGAGGAAGUAGGGACAGCAUAAUACAUCCAGCACAACUGCAUGACUGGUCUUGUCUGCUGUUCUCGCAAGAAGUCCCUACGUGGAGCUGUGCAGGUCAGCUCUUCUCCAAGCAAGUUGGACCCCACCAUGCACGGCUGCUUUGCCUGAAUUAAAGAGCCCCCGCUGCCCAGAGGACUCACCUUCCUGGCAGGAGGGCAUCUGACUUCGAGUAGCAGGCCAUCAUCUUGGGCAUCACCAGAUGAGGGUGCCGCAGGACCACGCUGCCUCCCCUUCCCUGGGCAACGCCCCACCGCAGCUGCUGCCAUAGGAAGUCUCCUAGGUCCCCUGGGGUAGCCCAGCCGAAGGGAGAGGAGAGAGUGGCCAGGAUGUGUCCUGGAGUGGGGAAAGGGGAAAGUUCUUCCCCAGAAAGAGAAGAGAAUUGGACAUGAGAUCCCAGCAGAAAUAAAGGUUUUAUGGCAUUGGUA
Molecule: messenger RNA, 4010 nt
Organism: Vicugna pacos (alpaca)
Lineage: Eukaryota; Metazoa; Chordata; Mammalia; Artiodactyla; Camelidae
Source: RefSeq, a predicted model, not a curated record